This is a messenger RNA of Sordaria macrospora k-hell, 933 nucleotides long. RefSeq lists its product as uncharacterized. Gene Ontology annotation, molecular function: oxidoreductase activity. Gene Ontology annotation, cellular component: endoplasmic reticulum. Lineage: Eukaryota; Fungi; Ascomycota; Sordariomycetes; Sordariales; Sordariaceae. The record is from RefSeq and is a predicted model, not a curated record.
AUGGUUGAGGAAUCGCUGCUCGAGCGCAAGUACUUUGACGGGAUCUACAUCCCCGCCGGCCUUUUGGUCUUCGGCACCGUCAUCGUCAAGUCGGAAUGGACUCUCUACGCCGCCCUUGCGGCCCUCGUCUUGGGCGCCAUCAAGUAUCUUAGGAUGCUCCCCAAGAAGGUCCUCAAGCCCGAUGUCUUCCAGGAGUUCGAGCUCAAGGAGAAGACCGUCAUCUCCCACAACGUCGCCAUCUACCGCUUCAAGCUCCCCACCCCCUCCGCCAUCCUCGGCCUUCCCAUCGGCCAACACAUCUCCAUCGGCGCCGCCAUCGAGCAACCCGAUGGUUCCACCAAGGAGAUCGUGCGUUCCUACACGCCCAUUUCGGGCGAUCACCAGCCAGGCUACUUCGAUCUGCUCAUCAAGUCCUACCCGACCGGCAACAUCUCCAAGCACAUGGCCUCUCUGCAAGUCGGCCAGACGAUCCGCGUCAAGGGCCCCAAGGGCGCCUUUGUCUACACCCCCAACAUGGUGCGCCACUUCGGCAUGGUCGCCGGCGGCACCGGCAUCACGCCCAUGCUGCAGGUGAUCCGCGCCAUCGUGCGCGGCCGCGCGGCCGGUGAUCGCACCGAGGUCGAUCUCAUUUUUGCCAACGUCACUGCCCAGGAUAUCUUGCUCAAGGAGGAUCUCGACGCGCUGGUGGCCGAGGACAAGGGCAUUCGCGUGCAUUACGUCCUGGAUCGCCCGCCUGAGGGCUGGACCGGUGGUGUCGGCUACGUCACCCAGGAGAUGGUGGAGAAGUUGCUGCCUAAGGCCGCGGAGGACGUCAAGAUCCUGCUGUGCGGCCCGCCGCCCAUGAUCAGUGGGCUCAAGAAGGCGACGGAGGCGUUGGGCUUCAAGAAGGCUAGGCCGGUUAGCAAAUUGGAGGAUCAGGUGUUUGCUUUCUAA